This is a messenger RNA of Chironomus riparius, 1943 nucleotides long. The record is from the annotation of a GenBank genome assembly. Lineage: Eukaryota; Metazoa; Arthropoda; Insecta; Diptera; Chironomidae.
AAAAUUGUGUUUAUCAGCAAACAAAUGCCUUACUAAUUUCUGUGUACUGGAAAGUCCCAAAAACUUAUUUUGAUUUUUUUAAAAUACUGAAAAUUCCCGUUUUUAAUUGAAAUUCAUAUUUGUCUUUUGAUAGCUGUAAGUAUUUCAAUAAAAAUUGAUAACAGCAAGCUCCUACAAAGAAAUCAAUAUAAGUUGAUAAGGAAUGAGAUGCUGCAGUCUAUUCGUGUCGAUUUCAGUACAAUAUUUAAUUUCCAAGUGUGAAGUUCAGGGAAUAAUUGAAUUAAAAAAUAAUAAGAAAAUGAUGAUUAAAUUGAUUCAACUAUUGUUAAUAAUAGUCAUUUUCAUAACAGCUAAUGUCCUAGCUCAAGAUAAAAUUUGCGAUCGUGACUUAACAGAUCCAUCUUCAUGCUCAUUUAAUGGAAUCAAAGUUCCUGAUGAAUUAUACAAAUUGACACCAUUUAAAGAUAUAAAAUUUGCAGAAGUUAAAAGAAUUAGGUUCAGCGAUUCAAGGAUGUAUCAUCUGCCUAGUGAAGUGACUAAAACGUAUGUGAAUGUUCAGGAUCUAGAUAUUUCCAAUACCCACAUCUCAAGAUUUGAUGGAAUGGAUUUUAGUGAUUCAAAUAUAUUGAUUAAAUUAAAUGCAUCACGUAAUGCAAUCCAUUCAUUGCCGAAGGGUUUAAGCAAUAAGUUCCGUUAUAUGCAAAAUAUGGACAUAUCAAAUAAUUUUAUAGAACUCAUUGAAACUGGAGCAUUUAGCUACAACAAAAACUUGACAUACCUUAAUUUAUCGAAUAAUCUUAUUGAAGUAAUUGACCGAGAAUUCCUGAUAGCCGUAAGAAGUGUCAAGAUCCUGCAUUUAAGUUACAAUCGAAUCUCAGAAAUUCAAGGUGACUUGACAGACAUUCAAUUUGAUAUCGAGGAAAUUUAUCUUAAUGACAAUCAGUUGAAGACUAUUGAUCCAUUAAUGAUUAAGUCCUUGCUAGUUCUUGACAUUAGCCGUAAUCGAUUAGAAGGACAUUUCAACUUCCUUGAAGCAAAAUUCAUAGAAUUAAAUGUUCGUGCUAAUUUCAUCGAGACUCUCAACGUCAGCACAAUUUUAGAGAAACUGGAUGCAUCAGACAGCAAUAACAGGAUGUUUAAAAUCAAUUUUGGAACUGGAUCUUGGUUGAAGGAAUUGAAAUUAUCAAAUUUAGAUAUUGUUGAUUAUGAUCAUUUAUUGAAUCAAAUUAAGCAUCUUGCCAACCUUGAAUCACUAGAUUUGUCACAUAAUAACCUAGAAAGUUUUGAUUUUGAGGAAGUUGCAAAAUCCUUGGAAGUUCUGAACUUAGAAAGAACAAAUUUAAGAAAGAUUGACAAUUUAAAUUAUGUAAAAAUUUUAAUACCAACUUUAAAGGAAAUCAACAUACAGGACAACUUAUUUGACUGCUCUGAACUUCCGAAAAUUCUUAAUGACUUCAAACAACAUAAAAUCAAUGUCACAGGCUUAAUAGAUGGACAUUUAAAUGAAUUUGUAGAAAAGAACUGCGCACCACCAAGUCACCGAGGAGAUCAUCAAGUUUGUCAAACGGGAAGUUCAGGUGCAUUCAUAUUUUUUUUUGUGGUUUCAAUCUUUGGAAAUACUUUGUGUGCUGUUGUAUUUCUGCUCUUUAAAUAUAGAGGUUUUGGCAAGAAUCCUUCGCAACUAUUGAUGCGAGAUUUUUAAGGAUGUCACAUUUUUAAUGAGUUUGGAUACCUGAGUAACCCACCCCAUUAAUUACACAGUUGUAAUAUUAAUCAUACGCAAACUUAAUGGACAUCCAAUUUAUUUAUUUUACAUGCAAUAAAACUUUUUUUUAAACAACCACACAUAGACACACCACCUGAAAGUGCCACAACUACAGUUUUAUUUUUAUGUCACAAUGCUGAUACAUUUUUUAUUAAAUGAAAAUUAAUAAAACAUCAGA